Messenger RNA from Manihot esculenta (cassava), 3782 nucleotides. Its product is annotated as calpain-type cysteine protease DEK1. The record is from RefSeq and is a predicted model, not a curated record. Gene Ontology annotation, molecular function: calcium-dependent cysteine-type endopeptidase activity. Gene Ontology annotation, cellular component: cytoplasm. Gene Ontology annotation, biological process: proteolysis. Lineage: Eukaryota; Viridiplantae; Streptophyta; Magnoliopsida; Malpighiales; Euphorbiaceae. The transcript is spliced from 6 exons. The coding region runs from base 2597 to 3151 and encodes 184 amino acids.
UGGUGAGUAUCUAAGGUGCAUCUCUACUUUUGUAAAGAGCCCCCACUUGCAGGCUCUCCACAUCACCUUGUUCUCAACAAUCAGGAAAUAAUAAACCAUUUUGUCCAUCCUUCUUGCCACCUCGAAAUUGGAAUAUAUGCUUAAUGCUCCUCCAUUAUUAAUGGGUUCCAGUUUGAGAUUCCUUGACUUGUGCAUGAUCUUAAAAGUUGAAUUUAUAUAACUUUACUUUUUAGAUGUUAAAAAAAUUGAAAAUUUUCUGCCAACUACCUUUAUUAUUAUGCUGGUUGGUUGAUGUAUGGAGAAGGAAGAGGAUUUUAAUUUUAUUUGCUCCUGGAUUUGUCAACUUUGUUGGGUUUAAAAUCAAUCAUGUUAUGAACAAUUUUAAGGAAAAUUACAGAAACCACCUUCUAGUUAGUGUCCUUUUCAAAUAGACCAUACUUGAAAAAGCCGUUAAACUGCAUGUAGUUUUUUAAUAAUUAUAUUCUAAUUAGCUAGGGUAUGGGUAAAACACUUAAAAAAUGAAGUUUUACUAGCUUGAAUUCUUGAAUUCUGAAGAUGCAGAGAGGAUUCUAAAUUAUUUUAGACACAAGAACAUGUUAGUCUUGUUUUGCUAACCCAUAAAUCAGCAUGUUCUUCACUCCCAACACUUGUUUUUGUCUCAUUAUUUGGUUCAUCAUUCAGUGGAUAUGAUUUUACUUUACUGUAAAUGCGUCAAUUUUGAAUAAAAUAGAAUUUGCCCACUUUAAUAAUUAGUAUGUUUGUACCAAAAGUUCGUUUUUUUCCUUUUUUUUUUAAAAAUAAAUAAUAUAUGUUGUAAUUCACUUACUAGAGAUAUAUAUUACAGAAACAGAAAGCAGUGUCUGCCACUGCCUUGCCAUUCCACCAAAAUAUGUGCUUUUCUUGUGCAGCUCAAUGAAUUUUAUAAUAAUGGGAAGCAAUUGAAGGAAAAUGGUGACUCCCCAAAUGGGAAGACUUCCAUGAAGAGCACAAGUCACAAGGAAAUGUUGAAAAUCAAUGACACUGAAGCCUCCAACCAAGCCAAGCCAAAAGCACUCAUUAGGGUAAAAGGAUAGGUUACAGAUAAAAACAAGAUCCAAUCAAUUGAACUUUGUCAUCUCUUCCUGACAUUACAACAAAGGCUGUCACUAUUACUUACACACACAUGUCUCUUGUACUACCUCUCUCUCUCUCUCUCUAGGUUCUUCAUCUGUUAAAUCUUUGAUGCUGCCAUUGCCAAUAAUUCGUUUUUUUUCAAUUUUUGUUAGUACAGUGUACUGGUUUUUAUUUAUUUUUAGUUUUAUUCUGAACCAUGCAGCGAAAAUUGCUCCAUAGCAAUCCCACUGAAAAAGGAAGAAAGAAGUUGAGUUCAUUUAUUGUUUUAUGAGCAUCAAGAUCGAGAGAAAUAAAUGGAAUUGAAGCAGCUUAAUGGUGUAAACUUCAUUAAAUUUAAUAGGAAUUGAUUUUAGUUAUAACUAAUUCCAUAGAAUUAAAUUCUUGAAAUUAAAAUUAAAUCAAACAUAAAAAUUUAAACAUUAAAAUCCAACCAAACACAGCCUUAAAAACAUUGCCCAUUUGUGUAUGGGACUCCAGAAGAAAGGGGAAAGACAAAAGAAAGAGAAAUUCUUGAUUGUAUAAAUUUACAUUUAAAAGUCAUGAAUUUUAUAAUUUAGAUAAGUCAUUUUGUAAAAGCAAGGAAAAAAAAUCCAUCUCCUAAAUAAAUUUGAUAUUCAAACGCAGAAAUCCUUUACCUGCUAGAUCAAGAAAUUUACUUGUUUUGCAACCCCACAACAAAUUCACCCUAAAAAUCAUACUCAAGACAAACGAAGUCAAUUUUAGCAGGCUGGAGUCGCAUUUCUUUUCACAUGUUUUGGUUAAUUGUUUGAAAAAUCAACAAUCUUACUCUCAUUAUGGAGCAAGUUUGUCCACGUAUUUAAUUUAACUGUUAGACUCAAUUAAUAAUUGGUUGUUACUGCUGAUGAUCGAUUGUUGAUUGGGAUUGAGAUGAAUCGCUUUCAGACACAAGUAUAGCUUUUUUUUAGAAAAUUUUUUUAUAGACUCUGCUGAUGUUAUCUCCUUUUGUCAUAUCCCCCUUUCUCUGCCUCUCUAAAAAGUUUUCUUUUUUUAAUUUUUUCACGGUUCUCACGUGGCAGCAGCCGGGUUCCAUUUUUCGCUUCACCCACUUCCUCCCUCUUUCUGUGGAGCUGAGAAAUUCUCAAAGAAGAUAGAACUGAGUCAAUCAAACACCUGACAGAACAAAACAAACCCUAAAGCAGCUAAAUUUUGGCACUUGUUCAUCUUCUUAUUUGGCUGCAGGCCACCACCAAAACUCUAGCUUCUUCUACGUAAAAGCUUACUGAUUUGGUUACAGGACUCAAAACCCAUUUCCAAAAUAUGACCUUUCUGCACUACCUUCAUACCUUAUAUGAAAUACCUGUGUUCAAUUCAGACCAGCACGUGGUUGCCCACCAAGCAUAAUUUACUUCUGUAGUAGGUCAGAGAGGGGGGCCACGGAAGGAGAUGGGCGUAGGAUUGUAUUGGCCUGCGCAAUUUCAGGGACCUUUUUCACAGUUUUGGGCUUGGCUUCGUUUUGGAUUCCAUGGCAGUGAAUUGGAGACCUUGGAGGAUUUAUAGAGUGGAAGAGGGAAGAGGGGACCUUACUGGAGAUGCUGGUGAGGAGAUUGACAUGAGAAGUUCCCAGGCCCAGAUUGAUCUUGCCAGUGGUAGACUAUGGUUGCUACGUUUUAAACAAGAGGGCUUUCUACUUGGUGCCGGGAGUCCAUCUGGUUCUGAUGUGCACAUUUCUUCUAGUGGCAUCGUCCAAGGCCAUGCUUACUCUUUAUUGCAAGUUAGAGAGGUGGAUGGACAUAAGCUUGUUCAAAUUCACAAUCCAUGGGCUAAUGAAGUGGAGUGGAAUGGUCCUUGGUCUGAUUCAUCACCUGAAUGGACCGAUAGAAUGAAACACAAGCUGAAGGAUGACCCACAGUCUGAUCUUGUCUUUAUCAAAAGUCAAAAGAUGGUAUCUUCUGGAUGUCUUGGCAAGACUUCCAGAUCCACUUCCGAUUGUAUUCUGUUCAUGGCCAAUGGUGAGGCUACAGUCCUGGUGGUUGCCAAGAUUAUGCUUCUUGGAAUGAAAAUCCACAGUUUCGGUUGAGGGCUACUGGUCCAGAUGCAUCAUUGCCAAUUCAUGUCUUUAUCACCUUGACUCGGUUAUACUUGAGUAAUGACCCACAGGAAGUUUCUAUGCCUCCAUAGGUCUCUUUUCUGAAUAGAGUUUAUAAUUUAAUAUCAUCUAACAUUUUGUGUUCAAGGGGGUAAGUUUCUCUAGACCGGCAGCUGGUUUCAGAAAUUAUCAAUCUAGUCAUGAUUCAAUGAUGUUAUACUGGGAUGAAGAUACUUAAGACUCAUGGUCACCAUGCUGCUUACAAUAUUUACCUGCAUGAAUCAGUGGGUGGGACGGAUUAUGUCAAUUCUCUAGAGGUUUCAUGUGAAAUGGUUUUGGAUUCUGACCCAAAAGGUUACACAAUUGUGCCCACUACUAUACACCCUGGAGAAGAAGCACCAUUUAUUCUCUCUGUUUUCGCUAAAGCAUCAAUUACCCUGGAAGCUUUGUAAUAUGCAGCUGUAGUUCUUUUGUUUGCUUGUCCUUUCGGCUGAGAACAAAUCUGUGAGAUUUCAAAUGCUUUGUAAUAUUCAUUGAUCAUGCACCACCUAAAGACAGGUUUUGCAACCACAAAUCAUUCUGAAGAAUGGCUAGGUACCAUCUCAAGUUCCUUUUUCAUUUC